GGGUCUCAGUGCAGGGGAUCUUGGGGCAGGGGGUCUCUGGACGAGGACACUGGGGGGUCUCGGGCCGAGGACACUGGGGGGUCUCAGUGCAGGGGAUCUUGGGGCAGGGGGUCUCUGGACGAGGACAUUGGGGGAUCUCGGGACGAGGACACUGGGGGCUCUCGGGAUGGGGUCAGUGGGCAGUCUCAGGACGGGGGCUCUGGGGGGUCUGGUAGCGGGAAGGGGCAGCCUGUCAGCACUCACCCCAGGGAGGGAAGCCUGGUCCCUGAGCCAGGCCUGGCAGGAGCCAGCGAGGAGGAGGUGGUACCACCCCUGGGGGAGCGCCCCCCACGGCCAUGCCCGGCCCUGCCCGGGGGCGAGACCAGUGAGCACCGACCUGUCCCGGGACGUGCUCCUCUUCCACCACCACAGGCCCCGCUUCUUCUGCCUCCUCGGCCUCUUCUGCGGGUCUCAGUUCCUCUUCUGGGUGUACCUGGCGCAUCUGGCCUUCACCUCCCUCCGGGACACAGGCUACAAAGAGACGGUGCUGGUGGGCGAUCGGGCAAAGGGGCUGCCACAGAUCGGCGGGAUCGCCCUGAACCUGGGCUCGGACAAGUGGAGAUACGGCUUCACAACCUCCUGCCUGACGGUCGGGUCCUUGAUCCUCACGGCAGGCCUGGCAUUUGCCCGUCGCUCUGUGUGCAGUGUCUUGCUGCACCGAGGAGGCCAGGAAGUCACCAUCUCCAGCCACCGGCUCCUGGGGGGCAGCCGGUCCUUCAAGGUGCCCCUCCGUGACCUCUCCUGCAUGGCCCACCGCGCCCAAGUGGCCUCGGCCAUCCCCCUGAAGGUCAGGGGUCACCGCCUGUACUACCUGCUGGACGGGCGCGGGCGGUUCCACAACCCCAGCCUCUUUGACGUCACGGUGGGCGCCUACAGGAAGCUGUAGGUGGUCAAACAAAGGAAGCCACGGCCCCUGGAGGAACAACCCAGAGGAAGAACGUCAUCCCCUCCAGAGAGUCUGUAUCUCCGAUAUUCCCCCAACUUGGAGGACGGACGGACACUGGUGCCCGGACAGAAGGUGGACCUCAGAGAGACGUUGGCAAGCCCUGCACCCGGUUUUGUGUGACUGGAACAGGUCCUUGUUUUCAGGAGGGAUCGGUCUAACUGGGUGCCAGCUCCUGCCAAGUCUCUUGUUUGUCAUUAUUUUGGAUCCUGGCAUCAUUGGCAAGGGUCAGAAGUUAUUGCCCCCCCCCUCCCCCAGUUGCCCCUUGAGAAGGUGGGGGUGAGCUGCCUUCAUGAACUGCUGCAGACCUUCUGGUGAAGGAGCUCCCUCAGUGCGGGUUGGGAGGGAGUUCUAGACCCAGUGGUGAUACCUUCCCUCUCUCCCCCCCUCUCUCCCCCCCUCUCUCCCCCCCUCUCUCCCCCCCUCUCUCCCCCCGUCAGCCCUUCAGAUUACUGCACCUGCUGCCCCCUGCCCUCCUUGAGGGAGGGGUGGUGGGUUUGGGAGGUGCUGCCGGAGGUAGCCCUCGUUGGGAUGCGGGAGGAAACCGGAGCACCUGAGAGGAGGGGAACCCACAGGGAGAUCAUGCAGACUCCGCACAGAGAGAGAGAGAAAGUGCGCUGGAGGCGGGGAUCGAACCCGUGUCUCCGGCGCUGUGCCACUGUGCCGGCCUGAGGUGGGAGAGGGCAGCCUAGAGCCAACACAGCGGACAACACGGGCACUCCCCACAAGGGCCUGGCUCUCGAAAGCCCAUUGGCCCGUCUGGGCCUAGCCCUUCUCUGAUUGGCUCACAGUUCUGCUGACCCCUCCCUCUGCCCAAGUUGGGAGCGGGCCCACCCAUUCUGCCCGAUACUUAUUGAGCUGUGACAAGUGGUGUAGGGUUGGAGCAGGGAAGCAACUGUGGAGGCAGCAGAGGAGAGAAGUCCAGUCCGACAGCGCAGUAGAGGACGUGCAUGUUGACUGCCCAGCCCUGAGGAGAAAGAGAGGAAAGCGGAACAAAAAUACACAGAGUGUGUGUGUGAGAGAGAGAGAGAGAGAGAGAGAGAGAAAUCAAUUCAUUGUACCGAGGGAAGCAGAACUCAGGACAAAUGACACAAGUCGAAACACAUGUAACAUACAACCACACACAUAUGUGGUGGAAGAA
Pristis pectinata (smalltooth sawfish) is the source of this 2123-nucleotide messenger RNA. It is a transcript of the gene tmem223, whose product is annotated as transmembrane protein 223. Lineage: Eukaryota; Metazoa; Chordata; Chondrichthyes; Rhinopristiformes; Pristidae. The record is from RefSeq and is a predicted model, not a curated record. The transcript has 2 exons. Gene Ontology annotation, cellular component: mitochondrion. Gene Ontology annotation, biological process: nervous system development. The coding region runs from base 167 to 925 and encodes 252 amino acids.